GCGAUGCUGAUAGGGCAGAAUCCAACCUCCAUUGGCCAGGCGAUCCUGACAGGGCCGAAUUCAACCUCUAUUGCUCCAGCUGGAAGCUGGGGAGGCUCGUGGGGUUGUCUGUGUUCGCCCCUCCCAGCUGCAUUUCCUCUCACAGACCCCGCCUGCCUCCGGGGCAGAGAGAGAGAGGAGCGAGGCUCCUGGAUCCCAGCGGAGCACAGCCGGCCGCCACCACGCCCUGGCCUCAGCAGACGAAGGAUGACUUCACCAUCCAGCCCUCCAGCUUUCAGACUGGAGACAUCGGAUGGAGAUCAAGAAGAUGGCACUGAGGCGGUCAAAGGAAAGCCUGGGCCGCCCCCAAUGGAGUCGCCAUUCCAGGGUGAAGACCGCAACUUCUCCCCUCAGAUCAAAGUGAAUCUCAAUUACCGAAAGGGACUAAAAGCCAGACAGCAGGACCCCAAUCGCUUUGACCGUGAUCGGCUUUUCAGCAUAGUUUCCCGAGGUGCCUCUGAGGAUCUGGCUGGACUACUUGAAUACCUACGCCGGACCAGCAAGUAUCUCACUGACUCGGAAUAUACAGAGGGCUCCACAGGGAAGACAUGCUUGAUGAAGGCUAUGUUGAACCUUCAGGACGGGGUUAACGCCUGCAUCCUGCCACUGCUUCAGAUUGACCGGGACUCUGGCAAUCCCCAGCCUCUGGUCAAUGCCCAGUGUACAGAUGAGUACUACCGAGGCCACAGUGCCCUGCACAUUGCAAUUGAGAAGCGAAGCCUGCAGUGUGUGAAGCUCCUGGUAGAGAAUGGGGCUAACGUGCAUGCCCGGGCCUGUGGCCAUUUCUUCCAGAAACACCAAGGCACUUGCUUCUAUUUUGGUGAGCUGCCUCUCUCUCUGGCUGCCUGCACCAAACAAUGGGAUGUGGUGACGUACCUCUUGGAGAAUCCAUAUCAGCCAGCUAGCCUGCAGGCAGCUGACUCCCUGGGCAACACAGCCCUGCAUGCUCUGGUGAUGAUCGCAGACAAUUCGCCUGAGAACAGUGCCCUGGUGAUCCGCAUGUACGACGGGCUUCUCCAACUGGGGGCCCGCCUGUGCCCCACGGUGCAGCUUGAGGACAUCCACAACCUGCAGGGCCUCACACCCCUAAAGCUGGCUGCCAAGGAGGGCAAAAUUGAGAUUUUCAGGCAUAUCCUGCAACGGGAGUUUUCAGGACUCUGCCAGCCCCUGUCCCGGAAGUUCACUGAGUGGUGCUAUGGACCUGUGCGGGUGUCGCUGUAUGACCUGGCCUCUGUGGACAGCUGGGAAGAAAACUCAGUGCUGGAGAUCAUUGCCUUUCAUUGUAGGAGUCCGCACCGACACCGUAUGGUGGUUUUGGAGCCACUGAACAAAUUGUUGCAGGCCAAAUGGGAUCUGCUCAUCCCCAGGUUCUUCCUCAACUUCCUGUGUUAUCUUGUCUACAUGCUUAUCUUCACCAUCGUUGCCUACCACCAGCCUGCCCUGGAUAAGGUGAGAGCUCGGAAGAGGAGAGCACAUUUUACCUCCCUCUGUCCUCCUCCUCCACAGACGUGGUACUUCUGGCGCCGCCGCCUGUUCAUCUGGAUCUCGUUCAUGGACAGCUACUUUGAAAUCCUCUUCCUGGUCCAGGCCCUGCUCACCGUGCUGUCGCAGGUUCUGUGUUUCGUGAACAAUGAGUGGUACCUGCCCCUGCUUGUGUCCUCCCUGGUGCUGGGCUGGCUGAACCUCCUUUACUAUACACGAGGCUUCCAGCACACAGGCAUCUACAGUGUCAUGAUCCAGAAGGUCAUUCUCCGGGAUUUGCUCCGUUUCCUGUUGGUCUACUUAGUUUUCCUUUUCGGCUUUGCUGUAGCCCUGGUGAGCCUGAGCCGGGAGGCCCAGAUCACGGGAGUCCCUACAGGUGACAAUGCCACAGAGGCGGCCCAGCUCAGCGCAGGACAAGAGAAGGAGGAAACCCCGUACAGGGGUAUCCUGGAUGCCUCACUGGAGCUCUUCAAGUUCACCAUCGGCAUGGGCGAGCUGGCCUUCCAGGAGCAGCUGCGCUUCCGUGGGGUGGUGCUGCUGCUGCUGCUGGCUUACGUGCUUCUCACCUACGUGCUGCUGCUCAACAUGCUCAUUGCUCUCAUGAGCGAGACUGUCAACAGCGUGGCCACAGACAGCUGGAGCAUCUGGAAGCUGCAGAAAGCCAUUUCUGUCUUGGAGAUGGAGAAUGGCUAUUGGUGGUGCAGGAGGAAGAAGCAGCGGGCAGGUGUGAUGCUGACGGUUGGUACCCGGCCUGAUGGUAGCCCAGACCAGCGCUGGUGCUUCAGGGUGGAGGAAGUGAACUGGGCUUCGUGGGAGCAAACACUGGCCACCGUGUGUGAAGAGCCAUCAGGGGCAGGCAUCUCUGGUUCUUCGAAGAACCCCAUCUCAUCCUCUCAGCCUGUGGAGGAUCAGGAUCGUGACUCAGAGAAAGAUCAUCUGCCCCUCCAAGUACUCCAGUCCCACUGAUGAACCAGAUGUAGUAGAAAGCCAGCAGUGUAGAACGGACAAUCUUCCUAGUUAUACUUGCCAGCUCCCGGGCUCCUGAAUUUUGGUUGUAAAUAUAAAUAUAUAU
This is a messenger RNA of Dipodomys ordii (Ord's kangaroo rat), 2593 nucleotides long. It is a transcript of the gene Trpv2, whose product is annotated as transient receptor potential cation channel, subfamily V, member 2. Lineage: Eukaryota; Metazoa; Chordata; Mammalia; Rodentia; Heteromyidae. Gene Ontology annotation, cellular component: membrane. Gene Ontology annotation, biological process: calcium ion import across plasma membrane. The transcript is spliced from 14 exons. The record is from RefSeq and is a predicted model, not a curated record. The coding region runs from base 4 to 2487 and encodes 827 amino acids. Gene Ontology annotation, molecular function: protein binding; calcium channel activity.